Messenger RNA from Lolium perenne, 2283 nucleotides. Its product is annotated as protein FAR1-RELATED SEQUENCE 5-like. The record is from RefSeq and is a predicted model, not a curated record. Lineage: Eukaryota; Viridiplantae; Streptophyta; Magnoliopsida; Poales; Poaceae. Gene Ontology annotation, molecular function: zinc ion binding.
AUGCUGGGUCACCGCAGUGCAUCAGUUCCUGAGGAUUCUGUUGACAUGAGCCAGGCGACGCCAGGCGCUAGUCAGCCUGAGAAACCACACAAAGGUAGCAAUGGCAAUGAAUAUCCUGAUAGUGAUCGGGAUUUAUACUGGAUGAUAAAAGAGAUGACUUUUAUUUCUGAAGCAGCAGCAUAUUCUUUCUACAACAGAUAUGCUAAAGAUUAUGGGUUCAGCGUCCGGCUUGACCAGGUUAAGCGGUUUGAUGAUGGAGUAAUUCGGUUAAGGCGUUUUGUGUGUUCCAGACAGGGCAGACGUCCCAAAAACCAACUGACCACGGAAGGCCGUGUAUAUAGGCACAGACCUGAGUCUCGCUGCGGCUGCAAGGCACGUUUGGUGGUCAAGUUUGAUGGAAGAACUGGUUUCUGGGUUGUUGAAGAUUUUCGUGACAAACAUAACCAUGACCCAGCUGAACCAUGUCAGACUCCGUUUCUUCGGUCCCAUAGGACGAUCAACGACGCGCAGAGAUCUGAGAUAUUAUCAAUGGGAUCCAUGGGAAUCAGGAAGCACCUCAUUAUGAGAAAAUUCAUUGCAGGCUCCGGUUCAUUUGCUGGUGUUGGAUUCACAAGAAAGGAUUUGUACAACAUGUGCUCUAGGGAGAGGAGGAGGCUGCUUUUCGACGGUGAUGCUACCACAGCCAUCCGCAUUAUGUCAAAGAGGAAAAAGAGGGACCCUGAAUUUUUCUUUGAAUAUGACGUUGAUGAAAAAGGCCGUCUGAAGCACAUGUUCUGGUGUGAUUCCCAGUCACGUAGGGAUUACCAGGACUACGGAGAUGUGCUGGUGUUUGAUAGCACAUACAAGAUGAAUAAAUAUAAGAUGCCAUUUGUUCCUUUUGUGGGCUUGAACAACCACCGUAGGACAACGGUUUUUGGGUGUGCCAUCCUUUCAAGUGAGAAUGAACAAACAUAUGUUUGGCUUCUAAAGACUUUCCUCAAAGCGAUGUGUCAACAGAAGCCAAAGGCAGUAAUCACGGAUGCAGAUGCCGCGAUGAUCGCCGCAAUCGGCGAAGUAUUUUCUGGUGUGCCGCAUCGCAUCUGCAGCUUCCACAUUGAAAAAAAUAUGGAGAUGCAUCUACCUAACAAGUCACUGAACGAGUUCAGGACUCUUUUGUAUUACACCACCUCAGAGCAAGUAUUUGAGGAGCGAUGGCAUGCAUUUUACAGAAAAUGGCAAUCCCCAAAAACCAGAACAUGGAUGAAGAGGAUGUACACCAAGAGGAAACUUUGGGCUGCAGUGUAUCUCUCUCAAGGAUUCUGGCUGGGUAUGAAAAGUAACCAGCGGAGUGAAAGUUUAAACUCUUAUCUGCACCUGCACCUAGAUGGGGAAAUGACAAUUGUUGAUAUGAUUAUGCACUACGACAACGCAAUUGUCCGUCUCCGUGAGAACGAAGCCCACGACGACUGCACGGCUUCACAGACUACACCAGUGGCAAUUACUAAUUUCAGAGAACUAGAGGUUGCUGCUGCAAAAAUCUUCACUCCUGCAGUGUUCUAUAUUAUUCAAGGUGAGCUUUCAAAGAAUGGCGGCAUAGAGAUCUUAGAAAAAAUGCAGGCAGGAGACUCAAACAUCUUCAUUGUGGCAUGGAGGAAUAAUGUAAGGACCAGGUUCUACGUGGAAUAUAGACCCAAGGAGGCAGAAAUUAUAAGGUGCAGCUGUCAAAGGAUGAUUAGAAAGGGGAUCCCUUGCAAGCACAUACUGCAUGUGCUGCAUUUCUUGAAAUUUACUGAAAUUCCACAAUGUUGUGCUCUACGACGAUUCACAAAAAAUGCCAGGUUAGGGCUGCCAGCUAAACGCACCAGCGACAUGUUUGGGUGGGGUUGGUCUGGGGCAGAGGAGCGGAUGAAAUACAGCAGGAUGAAUAUUAAGGUAUCACAGGCUAUGCAUAUUGCAUUAAACAAUUCAGAGGAAUAUGAUCUGCUGAACAGUACCAUUGAUGGCAUAAUUUCUAGAAGAGAGGGGUAUGCUAAAGGUAAACCAUAUGGUCCCCUCAGGUCGGUGCAUGAAAAUGAAGAUGCUAGUGGACCAUGCGAUAUUGUUGUUGGUGAUCCUUUGAAAGUGUCCACUAAGGGUGCACCUAGGCAAGAAGCGCAGAAAUCUCCAAUGACUAAAAAUGGAAGACCACUAGGACACAAGGAACGCAGGGUGCAGGUGUGCGGGGCAUGCCAAGGAGAAGGGCAUAACAGAAGAAACCCAAUAUGCAUAUUUCAUCCGAAGAAUGUGCUGCAGCAGGAAGGGUAG